AUGGACUUCUUCUAUGUCGGCCCCGCUGGGGGCAGCUUCUUCGACACGAUGAACUGGAACGACGCCCCGGACGGCUCUGGUUCGUUCCUCGCCACGCCGGUGAUCGAUGGCGGGACGAAUCUGGUUGAGCAUUCGCUGGUGAUUGAUGGCGACUCGGUUCUCGCUGGAACGGGCCUGUCGUUCGGCAUGGGCUCGCUGUCGCUCGGUACGGGCUCUGCCCUCACCGUGAGCGGCGACGACUUGGUCUUUGGUUCGGGCAGCUCGCUCACCUCGAGCGGAGCGUCGCUGAUCGUCGAUGGCGCGGGCGACGCCGGUCAGGUCCAGUUCAACUCGGGCUCCACCGUCUCGCUCACCGACACAACUCUCACGGCGUCCGACGACAUCUUCUUUCGCGGUUCGAUCUCCAUCACGGAUUCGAUGCUCGAGAGCCUGGGAGAUGACAUCGAGUUCCAGUCGAGCGCUUCAAUCGUUUCGAUCUCGGGGUCCGACUUCCUUGCGUCGGGGACGGGCUCCGGCGGCGGGUUGAACCAGGUGAUCUACGUGCGGACUUCGACCGAUCAGAUCUUUGACUCGACGUUCCGCGCCGGGCGUUUCGGUGUGGUGACCGAUGGCAUGGGGACGACGACCGACGUGAAGAUGACCGACUCGUUCAUCCACGUGGACGGCGACAUCGACAAUGUCUUUGCCUCGUCUAACGGCGGCGUUCACCGGCUGACGCUUGCCGGCGAUACGGAAGUCAUCGCGGACCAGCUGCAGAUCGUCGCGAUGUUCCUGGAUGACUCGUCUAGCGCGACGUUUACGGAUGACGCCGACGACGACGGCGGCACCUGGCUCGCCGACAACGCGUUGGUUCGACUCGACUCGGUAGACGCGUCGGUGACGUUCGAGCAAAGCCAGCCGAACGACGCCCGCUCGCGCGUUUUUGACGGCGUCAACCUAACGACCUACGCCCUCUCGCCCGGCAACUUCUCGCCGAGUGACUGGGACGGGAUGUCGGCCGCCACGAUCCGGCUGGUCCCCGAGCCGACGACGCUCGCGCUCGUGGCGCUUGGCUGCGGGUUGCUGGUGGGAGUCGCCGUUCGGGCAGCGCUCGUUGUGACGCUCGCCUCGGUGGGCGUCUCGGCCGACGCGGUGAAGAUCGUGAUUCCCGGCAUCAGCACGUCGGCGACCGACAACCCGUUGCGGAGUGUCGAUACGAUCGGCAUCAGCCCGGACGGGACAACGCUCGCCUUCGUCGCCAACCUCAGCGGCACAACAGCGGACCGGCUCUAUACGAUUCCGAUCACGGGCGGGACGCCGACGCAAGCGGUCAGCAGUUCCGAGGUCGAUGACAUCCCGUUCUACACGCCCGACGGGCAGACACUGGUCUACGUCGAUUCGGAUAGCGGCGUCGACAAGGUGCACCGCGUCUCGACCGCGGGCGGCGCUGGCAUGGUCAUCAACGAUGUGGACGUGAGCUUCGGCUUCCGGCUCAGCCCCGACGGGCAAACGGUCGUCGUCGCCACGAGGGAUGGCUCGGACGACGUGCUGCGGGCGUUCCCGACCUUCGGCAACGGCCCGGUGGUGAAUCUCUCGUCCUCCGCGGUCGAAGGGGACGUCGAUACCGAGACAUUCAACUUCAGCGCCGACGGGACGGAGGUCUACUUCGCCACCGACAGCCGUUUCCGUGGCGCCAAUGAGUCGUCGCUCUACCGUGUGCCGAUCACCGGCGGGCCGGCGGUCGAGAUCCCGAUCGCCGGGACCAUCCCUACGAGCUUCGACAUCGACCACGUCUUCUUUGUUGACGAUACGGUCUACUUCAAGGGCGACUACGCCGUGAAUGGCGAGAACCAGAUCAACACCCUCCCCGUCACGGGAGGUGUGCCACAGGUGCUCCCGAUUAGUAACCUGUCGUCGUCGUCCGACGUGGACAACUUUGCGAUCUCUCCCGACGGCAAGACCAUCGCGUUCAGCGCCGACCUCCAAACGAUCGGCGUCUUUGAGUUGUUCGUCGUGCCGAUCGAAGGGGGUGAAGCCAUUAAGGUGAACGAUCCGUUCUCGGCCGAAGCGAUCGACCUCGACAUCACCGGCGACGGCGUGCCGGAUAUCUCCGACGGCGACAUUGAUAGCGACGUGCUCCGCGAGCCGCUGGGGCUCGGCAUCGUUUGGUCGGCGGAUAGCCGAAAGAUCGUUUACUUGGCGGAUGGGGAGGUGGAUGGGGUGUUCGAGCCCUACGUGGUUGAAAACCCAUUGUUCGAGGCGGUCCCGGGAGACUACAACUCGGACGGCCUGGUCAAU
Symbiodinium sp. CCMP2456 is the source of this 2277-nucleotide messenger RNA. Lineage: Eukaryota; Dinophyceae; Suessiales; Symbiodiniaceae. The record is from the annotation of a GenBank genome assembly.